This is a messenger RNA of Linum trigynum, 1395 nucleotides long. Lineage: Eukaryota; Viridiplantae; Streptophyta; Magnoliopsida; Malpighiales; Linaceae. The record is from the annotation of a GenBank genome assembly.
AUGGCUCACGUAUCAGAGGACCAGGUCGUCCACUUCUCCCUGGAAGAGGUGCAAUCGACCCGUUUCCGAGCUGCUCGAUCCCUCCUGGGGCGUUUGUUCACAAAUGAUCAAGUAAACACGGGGGAGUUGCGAGAGGAGUUGCUGGAUGCCUGGAAAAUCCGUGGGCAGCUUAGGGUCAUGCGAGCUAAGCAUGGCCUGUUCGAGAUCGUUUUGCCUAAUGAAGAGGCUAAGAAAUGGGCACUGUCUCGGAAUCCAUGGAUCAUUAAAGAUCGAUUGCUCACCCUUGGCCCCUGGUCACCUGUGAUUCAGAAAAAGAACUGGGAGGAGAUGGCAAAGGCCCCACUUCGAGUCCAGCUUUGGGGAGUCAAAGAAGACUGCUGCACCAAACUUUUUGGGCGGAAAAUGGUGGCUGCAGCGAUCGGCCAAGUUAUUGAUGCUGGGAUCUUUGCGUGCAAGGAGACUGGAGAACGUUUUAUCAAAGUGAAUUCUGUUAUUGACUUCUCCCUGCCUCUCCGAUCACAGAUUAUGGCAGCAAGUGAGGAAGGCGACAAGUUUUGGGUUAGCUGCAAAUAUGAAUUCCUGCCGAGUUUUUGCUUCCGUUGCGGCCGAAUUGGACAUGCCCGCCGUGACUGUGCUUUUGAUCCCCCUCAGGGUCAAGAGCGAUUCGGCCCUCACAUGGCAACUAAGAAGGUGGGGAGGAAACUCUAUGAGGAGGAAGGCGACUCCCCUGUUUUUGGAGGGUCGAGGCGGUCUGUUUGGAUCAAUCGCCAGCAACGUAUUCCCUUGCCAAUGGAGAACGCUGAACCAGCAAGGGACUCUCAAAAUCUCGCCCAGUCAUCGGCGAGAGUGGACCAAGCUGCCUUCUCAGAGACUUUGAUGACAAAGGUGUCGAUUGAUGAACCGACUGUGCAACUGAUGCAAGGCUCGGGAGGGGCGGCCCAAAAAGCAAGAGGAAGCCCGCGUGGCUUUGUCGUGAAUCGCCCCCCCAAAGUCCGCCUGGGACAGAACCGGCCGAGCAAAGCUGGAAGGAAGGUGUCGGGGACUGCUCCGGGAAACCCAAAAAUCGAGAGGAGGACGGCCAUCGCUCCGGCUCUUUCUCGGCCUAGAUCCUCAGCUAAGGUACAAUCGGAGACACCAGCCAUGGUCGAGGAGCACUCUCGACGGCGCCGACUCCUACUUGAUAAGGACUCGGACGACGAUAUGGUGGACGCGAUUCCUAUGGAUAGUCAGGGUGCUUCGGAUCCAACCCGACAAUUGAAAUCGGCUGGGGAGAUGGAGGCCGGCGUUGAUCAGAGGGAUCCGGAAGAGGUCAAACCGGUGAGAAGGAGACUUCGGCGGGCCAAGAGCAGGGGGCGGGUACAAAGAAUUCUGAGGAGGCCCGGCCCAAGGCAGUAG